CGAAUUCGUCGGAGAACGCUCUCUCGCGCUUUAAAAGCCGCAUACGCCCCGUUGGCUGGCAUCAGUUUUAGCUUGUCAGAGCUUCAGUGAAGAUCCCGCAGGACCCGAACCCCAAAACCAAUAAUCAAACAUGUCUCUUGAGCGUGCCGUUCGUGCCAAGAUUGCCGGCAAGCGCAAUCCCGAGAUGGACAAGGAGGCCCAGGAGUGGAUCGAGGCCAUCAUUGCCGAGAAGUUCCCCGCCGGCCAGGCCUACGAGGAUGUGCUCAAGGACGGUCAGGUGCUGUGCAAGCUGAUCAACGUGCUGUCGCCCAAUGCCGUGGCCAAGGUCAACUCCUCGGGCGGCCAGUUCAAGUUCAUGGAGAACAUCAACAACUUCCAGAAGGCGUUGAAGGAGUACGGUGUGCCCGACAUCGAUGUCUUCCAGACCGUCGAUCUGUACGAGAAGAAGGACAUUGCCAACGUCACCAACACCAUCUUCGCCCUCGGCCGUGCUACCUACAAGCACGCCGACUUCAAGGGUCCCUUCCUGGGCCCCAAGCCCGCCGACGAGUGCAAGCGCGAUUUCACCGACGAGCAGCUGAAGGCCGGCCAGACCAUCGUGGGUCUGCAGGCCGGUUCCAACAAGGGAGCCACCCAGGCUGGCCAGAACCUCGGCGCCGGCCGCAAGAUCCUGCUCGGCAAGUAAGCGCCAGGAUGGCCAGGAUGUCCGCACCCUUUUCUACACAUAUACAUACGUAUGCUAAGUGAACACACCCAUAUAAAUUUUGUAUGAUGAAAACAUGAAAACACAAUGGUAUUCCUCACCAAAGCAAUGCACAACACCCAAGAACACACUCACACAAAACAACACAUGAAAGCAACGCAAAGGCUUGUCGCCUUAUAUUAAGUAUACGCCUAAGUUAAUCUAUUUAUGAGUACAAUAAAGUAAUUCAAAAAUCCCA
This is a messenger RNA of Drosophila teissieri, 941 nucleotides long. It is a transcript of the gene Mp20, whose product is annotated as muscle-specific protein 20. Gene Ontology annotation, molecular function: protein binding. Lineage: Eukaryota; Metazoa; Arthropoda; Insecta; Diptera; Drosophilidae. The record is from RefSeq and is a predicted model, not a curated record. The coding region runs from base 131 to 685 and encodes 184 amino acids. The transcript is spliced from 3 exons.